AUGCAGGACAUUUCAUCGUGCAUCUACAGGUCAAACCCAGCAGACGAUGAGGUCAUCGACCUGGACGAGGUCCCUCUGCCACCACGGGCGCUCUCGCGUCGUUCGAGUGGCGAGCACGAGGAUGUCGCAGAGACCAGCAGGAGGAGGGCGUCCGGAGCCUCUGGGCCAUCGCAGCUGCAGACGCCCACAACGCUGCAGCCGUGGGUACCGUUCGCCCACAGCCCUUCGAACGAUAUCGACAUGGCGAUCCCUACGCCUAUCGAUGUUCGGCAUCCAACAGGGGCCGCUGACCGGCCACGUGAUGGACCCCGACGCCGAAGGGUAUGGGAGGAGUACACCAGCGAGCUGUGUGCCAUGCACCGGCCCUGGUGGAACUCCGUGACCGACGAGGUGGACAAUGCGAUGCGGGAGUCCGCCCUGCUCACUGUUGACAGCUGCAUCGCGGCCACGCGAAAAGCUUUGGCCUGCCGUAUCGUCAGCGGUGACUUAGGAAGCGACCAACCCGCAGUGUCUCUGCCCGGCGAGGGCGAGGAAGAGAAGGCGCAGGCAACCCCGAGCUCACCACGAUCAGGGGAGGGUGGAGCCGAUCUGCUCUCGCUGCCGGCGCUGGUGGUGGUGGCAAACGGCACUCGCUUCAGUGGCGUCACAAAGUUCGGCCGCAGCUCGUCCCGGAGGACGCUGGUGCCCGACUUUCCCAUGACGGAGCCCAUCGCCUCGCGUUCGCACUUCAACGUCGUGCACGACCAGGAGAGCGAUCAGUUCUACAUCAUGGAUGCGGGAUCGAAGUGGGGCACCUUCCUAAAAAUCAGUUCUAGCGCCACGCUGAACUGCGGCGACUGGAUCCGUGUAGGCGGAGUCGAGUUUAUCGUCCGCUUUUGCGGAGGUGGUUGCCGAUGCCAGAAGAGCCACCGGCACUACCGCCUACAUGCACUGCGGCUGACACGCCGCCGCGCACCUAUGAUGAGUCUCUCCAGGCUCACCCCGCACUUUCCGGAGAUCCAGGAGGAGGAGGCAUCGCCCAAGUCCAAGAAUCUUUCGAUCAAGGAAGAUGGUGCUACGUGUGAAGGUGCUUCCCGACCAGUGCAGGUGAGAAGGACGCCUACAGCAGAGCGGAUCGAGGAUGGUCCAGAGGAGGGCUCGUCAGACGAAGAGGCCCUAGCAGAAACCAGACUCGAGAGCGAGCUGAUGUUGACGCUCAGCUCCCGAAAGCCACGUGGGUGGCUGUCCACUGCGGUGCGUCACAGCCAGGAGGCAGCUAGCCGGCCACAUGAGGCUUCCUUGGCGCAGGAGGUGGGGAUCCGACAGCGCUGGGAUGCACAAAGGCCGGGCACCUGCAUGCCCAUUGCGCCCUUGGAGCUGGACUUCAUCUCAGGUCCCCGAAUGGGCGAGAAGAUCGUGCUUUGCGAAAGAGUCUGCACACUGGGCCGGGGUGAAGGCAAUACCAUCCAGGUCACGGACUCGCAGCUGACAUCGGUGUCUCGCGUGCACUGCAUCUUCGAGUUCUCCGGGAACCGAUGGCGGAUGCGAGACAACAGCUCGACAAACGGCACCUGGCGACGUCUGAGUUGCGUUUUGGAGCCCUCGGAGGCCGUGCCGGUGCACGGGCCGAUGUCCAUCCAGGCGCCUUGGAAGCCUCUCCUCAUGAUUAUGUUCGAUGCUGCUGCCAUUACAACUGCUGUCAUUCUGUUUACUACAAUGUGA
Messenger RNA from Symbiodinium sp. CCMP2456, 1701 nucleotides. Lineage: Eukaryota; Dinophyceae; Suessiales; Symbiodiniaceae. The record is from the annotation of a GenBank genome assembly.